Messenger RNA from Caenorhabditis angaria, 2233 nucleotides. Lineage: Eukaryota; Metazoa; Nematoda; Chromadorea; Rhabditida; Rhabditidae. The record is from the annotation of a GenBank genome assembly.
AUGUCGAAAUCAAAGACACCGGUAAUACUUCCUGAAGUAACAUUGUCUUCAACGACAACGGACAAAAGUGGUACGGUAUUUCAAAAAGGUAUGAUUUUUCUCCCAAAUUUUUUGAUCCACCUCGAAACAAAAAUCUAUUUGAUUGGAAGAGAAAAUCUUAUCAAAUUAGUAAAAAAUAUUAUGUCAAUUUGAUUGAAUCAGUUACAGAAAAAAGUUCGAAUACUAAAGAAAAAAGAAACGAUCGUCCGAUUCAGUUUUGCUUGGAUUCUUCAAAUUCAUUGGAUACUAUUGAUAAAAAUUCGAAGAUGGAAAAUGGAACCAAUAAUGAAGGUAAGAUUUUUUCAAUUGAAAAAUUAUUAUUUCAAGUUUUGGAUUCACUUUCAAAGUACUGUCAGUUUCAAAACUUGUUUUAUAAAGUUCAAAGUAAGAACAACAUUUUCAUUUUUCCUUUAAAUUCCAAAAAAAAAAAUUGAAAAAGCCAUAAAUUUUUAUCAUAACAUAAAAAGUGUUUAUAUUUUGUGUUGUUUUGUGAGUAAUAAAUAUUGUUUUGUAAAAGGUGUAAAGAUUAGUUGAAAAAAUAAACGAAAAACAAAAAAUGGGAUAUAAUUUUUGCAGGUUCAUCAACUCGAUAUAUUAUUCUAAUUUUCACAAUUCUAUGUCUCACUUCAAUUAUGGCAAAUAUUGUUUGUUUCAAUUUCACAGUUCUUUGUAUGCCAGCUUCUCAUCGAAUUAAUUCAAUCAAUUCAACAAACAAAUUCGAACCAUAUAAUCAUCAAGAAAGAACUUGGCUUUUCAGUGCAGUUGCAAUUGGUGCACUUUUAGCUGUUGUUCCAGUUUCACAUGGAAUUGCAAGAUUGGGAUGUCGACAAGUUUUCUUUUUGUCUGGAAUUUUAUCAGGACUUUCGACUGUUUUGGUUCCUGCAGCUGCUUCUUAUUCAUUACAAACAUUUUUAAUGAUGAGAGUUCUUCAGGUAAAAUUGAAGGAAUUUAUUACUGUCUAAAACAAACAACUUUUUGUUCCAAUAAUUUGAAACUUCUUUGGGAUCUAAUCAUUUUCGGCUCUUCUAACGUUCGAAUAUCAGUUUAUCCUUUUUUUCCUUUAUCUUCCAAGCUCUUCUUCUUAUAUAUAAUUGUUAGAAAUCAUAAUAUUUUUCCAGGGAAUAUCAUUUGCUGCUUGUAUGCCAACAGUCGGAAGUGUUACUUCAUCUUGGGCUUCUCUCAAACAAAAUGGUUUUUUCAUUGCAGUCCUCACAACUUUUGGACAACUUUCCUCUGUAUUUUCAAUGCCUCUUUCUGGCCAACUUUGUACAUCAUCUCUUGGUUGGCAAUCUGUUUUCUAUUUUCAUGCUGCAUUUUCAUUUAUCACAUUUAUUAUUUGGUAUAUAUUUUUCACUGAUUCACCAUCUUCAAAUGCCCGUGUUAGCACUCGCGAAUUAUCAGUUAUCAAUGCAAAUAAGUCCUCAGCUAGUCUUUCAGCUGAUCAUUCUUCAACUCCAUAUCUCGAAAUUAUUUCAACUCCAAGUAUUUGGGCUGUUUGGAUUGGUGCAUUGGGUGAUUUGGUGGCUGUUCAAUUAAUUCAUAUGUUUUCACCAUUAUAUAUCAGAGAUAUUCUUGGAUAUUCUGUACAAAAAACUGGUUUUGCUGCUGCAGUUCCUGUUCUUGUUCAAUUCUGUGUCAAAAUAUCAGCUGGACAUUCAUCAGAUCGAAUUCGAGGAGUAUCAGAAACUACAAAAAUUCGAAUUUUCAAUUCAAUUGCAUUGGGAUUAUCAGCUGUAUUUCUAGCUUGUUGUGGAUAUGUUCAACAAGGACAAGGACUUCUAGGACUUAUCCUAAUUUCAUUAGCAACUGCAAUGUUUGGUUUCAAUGGAGGAGGUUUCAAUAAAUGCGCAACUUUAGUUUCAAGACAAUACAGUCAUUUUGUUAUGGCAAAUAUUCAAUUUAUUUGGUGUUUAUCAAUGUUAAUCUGCCCAAUUUUGGUAAGUUAUUCAUUUAUAUAAUCCUAUUUUCCACAUUAUUGCAUUUCUUCUACUGGUGUAUUUUUCAGGUUUCAUUUUUGCUACCAACUUCUUCAGUUUCUGAAUGGCGUGUUGUUUUCUUUGCUCAUGCUGCUCUUCUUAUUCUUUCCAACAUAUUUUUCUGUAUAUUUGCAACAGCUAAACCAGCUUCUUGGACUGAUCGAACAAUAAGAAAUGCGGCCAGAAAGAAUCGACCAAUUUUUUCGACAAAUGUAUAA